AUGAGAGAUAACAGAGAAGGUGACAUUUUUAUCACAGAAGGUACCCUAAAUGGCAUCAUUAAGGCCUUUGAAAGCAAAAGUUGGGAUAGAAUUGCUGUACAGGAUUUAAGAAGGACGGGUACAAGGCUCAGAUUUGCCAAGAGGUACUCUGUCGCCGAAAUAUCCAAAAUAGGAAGAAGUUUUAUGGCAUCAAUCGCAAGAUAUUAUGUCAAUUACGUAUGCAAAAAUGAUUCAGAAGCACGGUGGCUACAUACUACUGCAAGGGACCCCUUCAUCAACAACCAAAAUAAAAAACACAUUUCUACAUUGGCAGAUAGAGUCGAUGCAAUUUCCGUGCUUCUUGAUAACAACUGCGUUUUGAAUUGGAAAUUAUUUUAUGGUUUAAUAGAGUUAACAAGAAGUGAUAAGAUUAGGGUGAAACAGACUUCCAUACAAUUUCUAUAUACAACACUCAUGAAAAUACUUCCUUCCCGUAAACUAAAAUAUAUUGAUCAAAUAGAGGAAGAUCGCCUUAGGUUUUUGGGCGCGCAUUUGUCUUAUUUAAAGGGUAAAGGAGGGUCUAUUGAUGAGUGUGAUCCCUUUGCAAAGAGCAUGCUUCUUGCUGUUUCUUUUGAGGAUUUCCUAAAGGGGAUUUAUUCCACUUUCAUCCAGAUAUUGUCCGAUAUGAUGAACAGCAAUCUAGAAUUUAUGCAAAAAGAUGCCUCUAACUAUUGUCUACAGAUGCUAAUACAGAAGCCAGAACAGGAAGUCAUCCUGUUGGAUAUGAUAAUAUCUAGAUUAGGUCACAAAAACGACAAGAUGUCGUCGUAUGCUUUUAAUUUGCUCGACACUCUUCUCCAAAAUCAUGGCCAGAUGAAGAGAGUUGUUGUUGCAAAAGUUGGAGAACGAAUUAAAAAAUCAAUUUCUUGGAUGUAUAAAGAUAUGCAUCAUUGGCCUUCGAAGGGAAAAUGGUUUACUCGCAGGAAAACAGUUAUAUUUCAUCAUACUUUCAGUUUGUUUCAUUCGUUUACUUAUCUUUACUUUGCAGCGGAUGAACUGAUACACAUGUUGAAGGGUAUUCAUAGGGGUAUGCAUUACAUAUCAAGGCUCAACUACACGAGGUAUUGUCCAUGUUCUCUAUUCAAGUGCUUUAGGAAUGAGUAUGAUGUUGCGUAUGAAACAUUUAAAUGUUUUGUCGAUUCGGUACACUUCUUUUUUGCUUUCCAUGAUAUAGGAUCAAGCAAAUUUUCUGCCCCAAUGUAUGAAUAUGAGGAAUGUGCAAAGAUAGUUCGUUGCAUUUCUAUUGCCAUAGAGAAAUGCUUACGUUAUUUCAAAUUUUUGGAUUCCCUUGGUACCAAACAAGCACUUUCCAGUGGUAAAACAGGAAUUUUUGAUGAUAGACGCAAAGAACUACUGGACUCCUUGCAGGAUAACGUGAAGUCUUUAUAUAGAGCAGCCCAUAGACCCACUUCUUUAUCUGCUAAUAUAUCUUUGCUAUCACUGCUAUCUUCGAUCUUCCCUUCAGAGGACCGUUACUAUAACUUACUUUAUGAAAGAAUAUUGGAUAUUAGAAUGUUUGACGCAUCAAAUACACUUUCACUUUUACUGGUAGUCGAUAAAAUGAUGCAGCAAGACUCUGACGUACCGAGAGUCUGUUCAUUUAUAAAGCGUCUUUUGCAGGUUGCAGGCACAAUAACGUCGACUAAUGCAUCGCUUUUGAUAGCUAGGAUAUGUAGAAAGAAAAUGGGUGAUCUUCCAUCCAUUAGAAAAAUUAUUCAUGACUCCCCUAAAGAGGGGGAGCAUUAUAUUCAUGAUAAACGCAAUCCCACAUACUCCAUGGCUGAUGAGUGCCAUCUUUGGGAAUUAUAUCUAAAUGCAGCAUCGUAUAAUCCUAUUUUAGAGCAUGAGUUUAGAAAUCUUGAUAAGGACCCUGUUAAUGCACUAGAUCAAAAGGGAUUUUCUACAGAAUACAAUACAUUUACAUUAUUUCAAGAACUCAGUUUAUUUUCUGGUGCUCUUCAGCAUGGUGACUAUAGUUAUACACAAGAAAAAUACUGGAAGAAUAAUAAACAAGCAGAGCCUCACCACAUGUCAUUUAAACUAUAUCACAAAUUGAAGUAUGAAUGCGAUCCGAGGCUUCAACAGAAAAAGAAACUAGAAUUACCUCAAGAUGUUGCUGAUGAGAUUUCGGAUGGACAAGAUACCGACCCGGGUGUUGAAUUCAACGAUGUUAACGAUAGCGAGGUAGAUACUGAACCUUCUAUCUCUGAAGGUGACGCUGAAGAUAUAUCUGAAGAAGACACUGAUGAGGAGAUAUCUGAUGAUGUUACCGACGAUGAAAUUAGCGAAAGUGUAUCUGGUAAUGAAGAAAUUGACGACCUGGACUCGGAGGAAGAUAGUGAUUCAAAUCGGGAAAAAAGAAACCUCUCAAGUACCAACGAUUUGGAACUUAAAAAGAGGAAAGAUAUUGAAAAAAGAUUAAAACGUGUUACCAGGGGUAGUUUUGCGGACGCUUCACGUUUGUUUUUUUUGUAA
Theileria equi strain WA is the source of this 2514-nucleotide messenger RNA. RefSeq lists its product as hypothetical. Gene Ontology annotation, cellular component: nucleus. The coding region runs from base 1 to 2514 and encodes 837 amino acids. NCBI's taxonomy places the organism in Eukaryota, Apicomplexa, Aconoidasida, Piroplasmida, Theileriidae. The transcript has 6 exons. The record is from RefSeq and is a predicted model, not a curated record.